This is a messenger RNA of Pieris brassicae (large cabbage white), 1230 nucleotides long. It is a transcript of the gene CPG7, whose product is annotated as chorion protein S38-like. NCBI's taxonomy places the organism in Eukaryota, Metazoa, Arthropoda, Insecta, Lepidoptera, Pieridae. The record is from RefSeq and is a predicted model, not a curated record. The coding region runs from base 1 to 1230 and encodes 409 amino acids. The transcript is spliced from 3 exons.
AUGGCUACUAUUACAAAAUUGACAACGUUAGCCAUCCUACUAAGCAGCGCCUACGCUGGGUUCCUGCAUGGUCAUUCUCAUGACAACUUACAUGAUCACUCUCACGAUCUACAGCAUGACUUGCAGGAUCACUCUCACCAUGGUUUAGAUGAACAUUCUUAUCAUGAUGGCCCCUCCCAUCAUGAUUUCGGUCAUGGAUCGGCACCAUUGCCUCAUCUAUCAGCACCUAACGGGUUUGAAGGAUCAUCCAGUUUUUCCCCUAGUUCCUUCCCUUCGGGUUCUUUGCCAUCAGCCUCAUAUUCGGGGAGCGGUUUAAUUGGAGGGGGAUCUUUAGGAUAUAGCUCGGACUUCGGAUCAGGUAGUCUUACUGGGGCUAACUUUGGCUCGUCAGGAAUUAUUGGAUCAGCAAUUGCUUCACCAGUUCUUGCGGGAGGAGCUUUACCUGGACUUGUUAAUGGUCACCCAGUCCCACAUGGCCCUAAGGCUCCAGUUAUUGAUGAGAUUCACGGCCUUGCUAACAGCAAUGGUGCACCAACACAAUAUCGAGUACGUGAAGAAACUUACCAAGUCUUCAGGGAUGUUCACCACAGAGUUCCACAGCCAGUCCCAGUUCCAGUACCACAAACUGUCCAGAUUCCAGUUCCACAGCCUUACCCGGUCCAAGUACCAGUAGUAAAAAACGUUCCAGUGCCAGUUGUUAAGAUACAACAUGUAAAAAUCGAUAAGCCAGUGCCGUAUCCAGUGGAAAAAAUUGUCAAGGUACCAGUUGAGAAAGUAGUACAAGUACCGGUUGACCACCCAGUUCCCGUUGAGAAAGUUGUGGAAGUGCCUGUCGUAAAAUUGAUCAAGGUUCCAGUACAUGUUGUGAAGAAAUACCCAGUCCCUGUAUUCAAGACUGUUCACCACAAAGCCCACGAAAGCCACGGCUGGCAUGGACAUGGGAGUCACGGCAUUAGCUAUGGGCAUGGACAUGAGAGUCUCGGCCACAGCUAUGGACAUGGUCUUGAGAGUGUUGGCCACAGCUAUGGGCAUGGACACGAGAUUAUCGGCGGCAGCUAUGGGCAUGGACACGAUAGUAUCGGCCACAGCUAUGGGCAUGGACACGAAAGUCUCGGCCACAGCUAUGGUCAUGGACAUGAGAGUCUCGGCCACAGCUAUGGCGUUGGCCAUAGUUUCGGUCACGAUGAAUACGCUCAAGGUCACGGUCACGAUGCAUGGUCUCAAUGGUAA